Molecule: messenger RNA, 2114 nt
Organism: Ananas comosus (pineapple)
Lineage: Eukaryota; Viridiplantae; Streptophyta; Magnoliopsida; Poales; Bromeliaceae
Product: rust resistance kinase Lr10-like
Exons: 3
Coding region: 26-2032 (668 amino acids)
Biological process (GO): protein phosphorylation
Molecular function (GO): ATP binding; polysaccharide binding; protein kinase activity
Source: RefSeq, a predicted model, not a curated record
GAAGGCUUCAGCACAUCCUGUUUUCAUGAGCACCAUACAAAUAUCUGCCUCCCGAGCUCUACUACUCUUCACAUGCCUUCUCCUAUUCGAUGUUAGCAGAUUAGCUUCUGCAAGAUGUCGGCGUUUCUCUUGUGGACCUCUGCACGACAUCGGUUAUCCCUUCCGCUCGGAGGGCAAUCCCGACAAAUGCGGCGAUCGUCGAUUUCAGCUUGCCUGCGUGGAUGGUAACAAGACUGUCUGGGAUAUCCACCGACCCGGGACGUACUACUACUACAUUACCGACAUCACUGAUUACGAUUUCACAGUUGUCGAUGCCAACUUGGCCAACGGCACCUGCAGUCUUCCCUUGCAGUCUCAUUCCCGCUCCGCCAUCGAGAACAUGGGAUUCCGUGCAGAAUAUUUUUGGUGGGCUACCUUCGUGAGCUGUAGGAGGAUGAUAGUAAACAGCACAUAUAACCCCGUUCCUUGUUUGAGCAAGACCGAUGCAUUUGUGUAUGUUAUAUUUUCUCGGAGGGCGCUUCAUUUGGACUAUGCGGAGCGUUUUUGUAGCUUCUUAGCUAUGACUCCGAUUACCUAUGAUCCAGAACGAAUGGAGCCGAUGAAUGGAAACAUUGUCACUCUGGUACCGGAGCAUCCCACAACAGACGUCUUCCAGCUCCUGAAGCGCGGAUUUCCUGUUUCGUUUUACGCAGCAGGUCUUGAGGAUUUUUUCGGCUUUUCUGGUUGCCUAAAAGAAGCUGUAUGGAGCUUUUGGACGAAUAUGUUCGGAAGUGGGAUUCUCUCUCCGAGAUUCUUCUUUGCUUCCAGUGGAAUGGCUUUGAUAGAAUGUAUGGAAUACAGUCACAAACGCCUUUCACAAUGGGUUUCGGUUCGCUUGAUGGCAUUAGAUUCUACUGUACAAAUUUUGACAGUUCUCUCGGAACUGGGCAGAUUUGUUAUUGCGCCGUUGGCAAUAUUCUUCUUCCUGGCGCACAAGUUGUGGAGAGAAAAGAAAUCGGUGGACGCGGUCGAGAAGUUCCUUCGAAGCCAGAGGGCGCUUGCGCCGACAAGGUACGCUUAUACCGACCUCAUUGCGAUCACGGGCCACUUCAGAGAAAAGCUCGGCCAAGGAGGAUACGGUUUCGUAUCCAAAGGCGUUCUCCCCGGCGGCGUUCUUGUAGCAGUGAAGAUGCUGUUAAGCAAUUCUAGAUGCAAUGGGGAAGAGUUCAUCAACGAGGUCUCUACCAUCGGUAGGAUCCACCACGUCAACGUGAUAAAGCUCGUCGGGUUCUGCUCCGAGGGAUCGAAGAGGGCCCUCGUCUAUGAGUACAUGCCUAACGGAUCGCUCGACAAGCAUAUCUUCUCUGCCAAUGUAGUCGCUGGUCGGCGAACAUUCACGUGGGACAAACUCAAUGAUAUAGCUUUGGGAAUCGCCCGUGGCAUCAACUACUUGCACCAGGGAUGCGAUAAGAGAAUUUUGCACUUCGACAUCAAGCCACAGAAUAUCCUCUUAGACCGUAACUUCACUCCGAAGGUUGCGGAUUUCGGGCUAGCAAAAUUGUACCCAAAGGACACCAGCCUCGUGUCGAUGAGUACUACUAGAGAAACAACAGGAUACAUUGCACCUGAAUUGAUUUCGAGGAGCUUCGGCGUUAUAUCUCACAAGUCUGAUGUCUACAGCUUCGAAAUGCUACUGAUGGAGAUGGCGGGAGGAAGGAGGAAUGCUGACCGACGAGCAGAGAAUUCAAGCCAGGCCUAUUAUCCUUCAUGGAUAUAUGAUCGAUUAACCCUACCUGAAAUAAGUGAAAUAAGCACCACUUUUGAUAUUUCGGAGGGGGAGCGAAAGUUGUGCAUUGUUGGAUUGUGGUGUAUUCAGAUAAGACGCUCGGCUCGCCUUGCCAUGAGCAAAGUUAUAGAAAUGCUAGAAGCGAAUGUGGAAACACUUGAAAUACCGCCGAAGCCUUUCUUUUCUUCAGAAGAGCCGAUCCCUAUCAUUAGCGUAAGUUGCUUGGGUUCUUCCUCAGAGCUCCCUGCCAUCUCAGAAGGUGAGUGAUGAAAACUUAAACAGAAAUUUAUUCAGCAGCAGUAAAGACAAACAUAUAGACAGACAGAUAGACAAACAGACAGAUAGAUAA